This is a messenger RNA of Thamnophis sirtalis, 3563 nucleotides long. The record is from RefSeq and is a predicted model, not a curated record. NCBI's taxonomy places the organism in Eukaryota, Metazoa, Chordata, Lepidosauria, Squamata, Natricidae.
ACUAUUAAUACAAGAUUUAUGCUGUAUGACAUAAGCUCUGUGCAGUUAUUUGGCUGCAUAUGAAUUCAAAUAACUUUCUUAAAAUAUGGGUGCCCAUGUAGUUUCUCCAUAAUGACCUAACAUACUGACCUGCCUUUUAGAUCAUUCCAGUUGUAAGCUCCUAAAGUAUGUUUGAACACUGAUUUUCCAGAUGCAACAUCAUCUGAGAAGCUCACAUUAGUAGAGCAGGUUCUAUAAUGCUUGAUUCUCACUUGCAAGGGAACAGAUAAGCAUGUUCCUCUGUAUUCUUCUCUAGUAGGUCUAACUAUGAAGAACAAACAUGCUUCAUUUGGUUGCUGCCUUUGCUGAACCUCCCUUCAAAAUAUUGAGAUAUAAUCUUAUUGUGUUUUUCUAUAUCAGAUUCAGAUAUAGAAGAAUAUGGCUUUGGUCUUCACAUUGACAUUAGUGAUAUGGAAUGACUAAAUCAAUUUUUCAAAAUUUAAGUGUAAUGAAGUUGCUAUAUAUUUACUACCUUGAACUUUCUUCUUUCCUUUCUUGUGUGUAAGUCCUGUACAGAUCUUUUAUCCCACCAGAAGCAACUUACAGUUGGCCUCCCACCUGAGCCUCGUGAAAAAACAAUUACAGCGCCUUUGCCUCCUGACAAGCUGAUCAAACUAAUAUAUGAAGCCAGUGGCCAGGAUAUCAGCAUUGCAGUCCUUACACAGGAAAUUAUAGUAUACCUGGCCAUGCAUGUCCGGUCACAACCUAGUCUCUUUGCAGAAAUGCUCAGACUCCGCAUUGGGCUUAUUAUUCAAGUGAUGGCAACAGAACUUGCUCGCAGCUUGAAUUGUUCGGGUGAAGAAGCCUCUGAAAGCUUAAUGAAUCUGAGCCCCUUUGAUAUGAAAAAUCUCCUUCAUCAUAUUCUCAGUGGAAAAGAAUUUGGAGUCGAAAGGAGCAUGCGUCCUCUUGAUUCUUCUACAUCCAGCCCUGCUAUAUCUAUCCAUGAAGUCGAUCACACUGGAGCAACAAAGACAGAAAGAAGUGGCAUUACAAGACUGAAGAGUGAAAUGAAACAGUUCUUCUAUGGGGGCCAUUCCACAUCCAGCAGCAUGCACUCAUCCAGGUCCAUGAGAUGCAGUAGCCCAUCUUCUCCUACUAGUACAUCAUCCCUAACAGGGUCAGUUGGACACUCUAUUAGCUGGGGUGAUCGGCAAGGGCAGUGGCUUCGCAGGAGACGGCUUGAUGGUGCCAUUAAUAGAGUCCCUGUGGGUUUCUAUCAGAAAGUGUGGAAGAUCCUUCAGAAGUGUCAUGGACUAUCUAUUGAUGGGUAUGUCCUUCCAUCUUCAACCACAAGGGAGAUGACUGCUUGUGAAAUUAAGUUUGCUGUCCAUGUGGAAUCAGUGCUGAACCAUGUACCCCAGCCUGAAUACAGACAGUUAUUAGUGGAGGCCAUCCUUGUGCUGACCUUAUUGUCAGAAAUAGAUGUGAACAGCAUUGGAGGUAUAAUUCAUGUGGAUCGAAUUGUGCACAUAGCAAAUGACCUCUUCCUUCAGGAACAGAAAUCCCUUGGAGCAGUUGAUGGUUUCUUGGAACAAGAUGUAGGCACAGGUAUCUACUACUUUUUCUAUGACAGUGCUCCAAGUGGUGCUUAUGGAACCAUGACUUAUCUAACAAAAGCAGUUGCUAGUUAUCUCCAUGAAUUUCUUCCAAGCACAGGCUGCCUGAUGCAGUAAACUGUCCAAAAUACAAGCAUCCAUUCUUAAAGGAUUUUUCCUAUAAUCAUAAUUUUUUGAGGCCUCAGUGGCUAGGACCUCUGGAAGUUAAGUCCCACUACAUCUGGAGACUGCUGGGAAAGACUGCCCUAUAGCUGCUCAAGCUACCUCAACAUUAACUGCAUAAUUUUACCAUUAACAUAAGGCCAGGGAGCAAGGUCAAGGCAUAAUUCUGUACAGAUCUCCUGCCGAGCAUUGUCUGAAUCAUCUUGGACUCAGGUACCUGCAAUUAAUAAUUGUCUUAUUGGUGCAAGUGGGAGAGGGGGGAAGCUAAGUUUAAUUUCAAGGGAGGAAAGUAGCUUUUAGCCUGCACAUGUGCACAGACAGACAUAUACAAACCUACUUCGGGUUUUGAAUUUUGUUUUGUUGGUUAAAUUUAAGCAUAACAAUGUUAGAUUAUUAUUGUGAUCAGCACUUCAUUUGUCAUAAUAAAAUGAGUCCUAUUCUGCAUUUAUGAAGAGGAGGAUCACUAUUAAAUCUAGCAUGAAUCUAAGCUGAAAUUAAUGAGAAAUAUUUCAUGGAGAGGAGUAGUAUAAAGACAGAAAUGGGUAUUUAGCAGUUUGAGAGUGCUAAAGCAGUGAAGUCUAAAAAAUAAUGCCGUGAAAAAGGAAACAUUUCUAGCCAGCAAACCAAUGGGUAGAAUAUCUGCCCCUAUCUGAUCACUGUGUGAACAGCUAAUCCAUGCUUUAAGGUGUAUUGGUUACUAAAGUUUACUGGCAGGCCAUGAGUUCUAGCCCUGGCUUAGGCACAAACCUAACUGGGUAACCUUUGGCUGUUCACUCAUUCUCAGCCCUAGAAAGGAGGCCACGGCAAACUACUUCUGAAAAUCUUGAAGAGAGAGAAGGAGAAGCUUUCUGGGAAUGCUUGGCUAAUUCUACUGAUUGUUUGUUCACAUAUUGUAAUCUCGUACGACAACUGGGGAUUGAAAUGCUAUGUUUUCAAUUUUCUGUAUGGAGGGAGAUCUUAAAGAUGGUUUAAGUUGUUCUUCAGUUAGUUUCCAUGUAUCUGUAGGAAGAUUUCAGAAUAAACAUCACAAAAGUCCUUGCCACUGGGCAGAUAGUAUAUGAUGUAAAAGUCACAGCAGGAAAUUGUUACUAGAGUGGACAGGUCUUUUAUACAGAAAAUAAAGUCCAGCAACUAAAUUACUGCUAUAUAUAAUGUUUAUUUAACUAUUAAGUGUUGCCAAAUAUGUUUGCCUGUUCAUGCUAUCCAAAACAAUAUUUGGAUCAGUCAUUUUUUUCAGGAUCAUUGUACAUUUCCCACCAUUGUGGGGCUUUUAAAAUUCUGUAUAUAAUAAUAGCAAAGAAAAAUAUCAAAUGAACUAAGUUACAGCUGUUGAACAUACCAAUUCAUUGUUAGUAAUAAGAAAUUACUUGUAAGACUACCACUAUUAGCUAAAAUAUUAGGAACACGUUAAAAUAACUGCACUGUUAGUUGUGUAUUUUUAAAUAGUGGCUCAUGUAAUAAAGUUAUACUUUAAAGCAAGCUGGCAUAAGCAACAUUUAGAGUGCUAUUCAUAAUUCAGAAUGAAAUGUUUUGCUUUUUUAUUUAUGUUGAAAUUGUAAACAAACUGAAGCCAACUGAAUGGAACCCACUGGCAUUGUUUUGAAGUUCAGUUGUUCAAUCAGAAUACAGCUGGAAGGGACCUUGGAGGUCUUCUAGUCCAACCCCGUUAUACUAUUUCAGAUAAAUGGUUGGCCAGUCUUUUCUUAAAGACAUCCAGGGAUGAAACACCUACAAAUUCUGAAGGCAAAUUGUUCCACUGGUUAAUUGUCCUCAUUGUUAGGAAGUUUCUCCUUAUUCCAGGUUGCU